CUUGCCACAAAUUGCCCUAUCUUCGAGUCAGAAUCUGUAACCCAGGUGUGGGGUUCUGAGUGAACUCGCCAGAUUUUUCAAAGAGUAUUUUCCGCCACGGCGUCAAUUAUUUAGUCAAUAGAAAACAUUUUUCAAAAAACAAUUCAAAGACAACGAAAUAAGCACACGCACCCACUCACUCACUCACUCACUCACGCUUCCCUGUGCUCUUUUCUCUCUUUCUCUAUCCCUCUUUUCAUUUUUUUAUUUCUCUCAACUCAUUUUCUCCAACUCCGUUUGUCUUUGUCUCUCUCUCCUACCUUACCUUUUUGGCUUUGCUUUUUGUGCCCCUUCUUGUCAAGUUUCUUUUUCUUGUUCUCUUUGAAAAUCUAAAACCCUAGCUGUAAUAGUAGUAACUUCUUUCUAGAAAUUGUUUUAGUUCCGUACUUGUCUUCACCAGAUCUACAUUGCUCUGUGCAUUGAGCCAAAAGAUUCUCUGUUUCAUUUUUUUUUCUUUUGCUUUUUGCUUUUCUUUUUCUUAUUUUCCACUUUCUCUUUUUUUUUUUUUUUUAACUCUCUCUCCCCACAGAUCGAGUUAAAGCACUUCAAUUUUAGCUAAAGAACCUGCAUUUUGUGCUAGAUCCAAGCAUGAUCUUUCUCUUCCUGUAAUUCUCAUAUCUGCUGAGCCUUGCUCUUUAGAACAAUGUGGGAAAGUUUCAGUUUUGAGUUUGUUGAUUAGCACUUUCAUGGGGUUGAAUGACACAUUUGUUUCUGAAUUGCUAGAACUAGUGUUGUAGCUUAAAAUGGAGGACCCCGAAGCACAACCUGGUGAAGAUCCGGUGGUAACGCCCCUAAAUUUGGAGAACCAGUUCGCUAAAAGUCCGGCAGAAAGUGUGAAAAAGGCUACUAAAUCUGGGAAAUCUAGUGAAGCAGCAGAGACAAAAGUCUCAACACAGGCUGAUUCAACCAGAAAGAGAAGUGAUACUAGAAAUGGUUAUGAAUUAAGUUCAGGUUUUGCCAGAUCAACUAUAUCUUCUUCAUUGCGAUCAUCAAAUUCUGUUGGGGUGACAAGAAGAAACAGCACAGGGGGCAUGACUGAGAAGUCAUCAGCCUCUAAUGCAAGACAGCAAAACAAUGCUAGUACUGUUGCAGGCAAGAAACCCACCAUUCCUUCGGCUACUGAGUCGGUUAGGCGGUCCUUACCAGAACUCAGAAGAAGUUCACUGCCUUCAGCGGCAACAAAACCAACAUCCCGAGCAAACCUUUCAGAGACUAGGAAGUCGGUUCCAAUGUCACUGGUGGGUCGAAGUUUAAGUACAUCAACUGCAUCUGAUACAAGUACACAAAGAACUGUGAGAAAGACAACCAUAAAGCCAGCAGUAUCAGCGUCUUCUUCUUUGAAAAAGAUUACUUCUUCAUCACUUGACAGCACUGCCAGUAGCACAAGCAGAAAGACAAUCUCAAAGGUUUCUUCUCCAACUGCCCGAUCACCAACAAUAUCCGGAGGUUUAAGAGCUGGGUCCUUGUCUUCAUCGCUGGAUAGGAGUUCUAAUUUAUCUGGGCGGAAGAAAGCAGUGACCCCAGAAAGUAGAGAUUCACGUUUCAUUGUUCUUCCACAGGUGGAGAUCAAAGCUGGUGAUGAUGUGAGAUUGGAUCUUAGGGGCCAUAGAGUGCGCAGCCUCAAUGCUAGUGGCUUGAACUUGUCACCAAAUCUAGAGUUUGUUUAUCUCAGAGAUAAUCUAUUAUCAACACUCGAAGGAGUUGAGAUAUUGACACGAGUGAAGGUUCUUGAUUUGAGCUUUAAUGAUUUUAAAGGGCCUGGAUUUGAACCUCUUGAGAAUUGCAAAGCCCUACAGCAAUUAUAUCUUGCUGGGAAUCAAAUCACUUCACUUGUAAGUUUACCUCAGCUACCCAACUUGGAGUUUCUCUCUGUUGCUCAAAACAAGUUGAAGUCUCUUUCAAUGGCAAGUCAACCUCGACUACAGGUUUUAGCUGCCAGCAAAAACAAAAUAUCAACUCUAAAGGGUUUUCCUUAUCUUCCUGUCCUUGAGCAUUUGCGAGUGGAAGAGAACCCUAUACUUAAGAUGCCUCAUGUGGAAGCAGCUUCCAUUUUGCUUGUUGGGCCUACCUUGAAGAAAUUUAAUGAUAGAGAUCUUUCUCGAGAUGAGCUGGCACUUGCAAAGCGUUAUCCUGCACAUACAGCUUCGUGCAUUAGGGAUGGUUGGGAGUUUUGUCGUCCAGAGCAUGCAGCAGACUCAACAUUUCGCUUCCUGUUUGAGCAAUGGAAGGAUCAUUUUCCUCCUGGUUACAUGCUUAAAGAAGCCUCUAUUGACAAACCUUUUGAAGAGGAUGCUUGUCGAUGUCACAUUGUUUUUGUUCAGGAGAGCACACUGAGCAUUGAUCCAGAUUUAAUCUUACAGUAUAAAUGGUUUCUGGGAGAGAGAAUGCUUUCUAAUUUCACUAAUAUUCCUGAUGCCAAUGGGGAGGUUUAUUGGCCAAAGCAUGAAGACAUAGAUAAAAUUUUAAAAGUGGAAUGUACUCCAGUCUUAGGGCAAACCGAGUAUCCUCCAAUUUUUGUCAUAUCGUCUCCGGUUGCACGAGGAAAUGGAAUUCCAAAGGUUGUAAACCUUGAAGUGCAUGGUGAACUGGUGGAAGGUAACGUAAUCAAGGGUCAUGCUAAGGUUGCAUGGUGUGGUGGGACUCCUGGGAAGGGUGUUGCUAGCUGGUUAAGGCGAAGAUGGAACAGCAGCCCAGUGGUAAUUGCUGGAGCAGAGGAUGAAGAGUAUCAAUUGACCAUAGAUGACAUUGACUCCAGUUUGGUCUUUAUGUAUACGCCAGUUACAGAAGAAGGUGCCAAAGGGGAGCCUCAAUAUAAGUAUACAGAUUUUGUCAAAGCAGCUCCCCCAUCCGUCAGUAACGUCCGAAUUAUUGGAGAUGCUGUAGAAGGAAAUGUCAUCAGAGGAGUUGGCAAUUACUUUGGAGGAAGAGAGGGUCCCAGCAAGUUUGAGUGGUUACGUGAGAAUAAGGAGACUGGAGACUUUCUGAUGGUGACCAGUGGUACAUCUGAGUAUACUUUGACCAAAGAAGAUGUUGGGCGACGCAUGGCUUUCAUAUAUAUACCUAUAAACUUCGAGGGACAGGAAGGGGAAUCUGUGUCAAUAGUCUCUGGUACAGUGAGGCAAGCUCCACCGAAAGUAACAAAUGUUAAGAUAAUUGGCGAUUUGAGGGAGAACAGUAAGAUUACUGUGACUGGUACUGUCACUGGAGGUACUGAAGGUUCAAGCAGAGUACAGUGGUUUAAGACAAAUUCUUCGACACUCAAUGGUGAGAAUGACCUUGAAGCAAUGAGCACAUCCAAGGUUGCUAAGGCAUUCCGCAUACCUCUAGGAGCAGUUGACUAUUAUAUUGUUGCAAAAUAUACUCCGAUGACUCCUGGUGGUGAAUCUGGUGAACCAGUAUAUGUUAUAUCGGAACGAGCAGUGGAGACUCUUCCCCCCAGCCUAAAUUUCUUAUCUAUCACGGGUGAUUAUAGUGAAGGUGGUGUACUGACAGCAUCAUAUGGCUAUAUAGGGGGUCAUGAAGGGAAAAGUAUAUACAAUUGGUACCUUCAUGAGGUUGAAAAUGACACUGGUACUCUGAUACACGAGGUUUCAGGGCUUCUUGAGUAUCGCAUUACUAAAGAUGCAAUCGGUAAUUUCAUCUCCUUUCAAUGUACCCCAGUGCGUGAUGAUGGGAUUGUAGGCGAGCCAAGAACUUGCUUGGGACAGGAACGUGUUCGUCCUGGAAGCCCAAGAUUGCUUGCUCUGCAGAUAGUUGGAAAUGCUGUUGAAGGAACUAUUUUGAGUGUUGACAAAAGGUACUGGGGUGGUGAAGAGGGAGAUUCAGUUUUUCGCUGGUUUUGGACUAGUUCAGAUGGUUCUCAAUGUGAGAUUAGGGGUGCCAGUGCCUCAUCAUACACGCUGACAGUUGAUGAUAUUGGUUUCUUUAUUUCAGUCUCAUGUGAGCCUGUGAGAAGUGAUUGGGCUCGUGGUCCCAUUGUUCUUUCUGAACAAAUUGGACCUAUAGUAGCUGGUCCCCCUACUUGUAAGUCUCUGGAGUUUCUUGGAUCAAUGAUGGAGGGACAGCGGUUGAGCUUCAUUGCUUCAUAUAUUGGAGGGGAGAGGGGAGAUUGUUCUCACGAAUGGCUUAGAGUGAAAACAAAUGGGGCCAAGGAGAAACUAAGUACUGAUGAGUUUCUGGAUUUAACUCUUGAUGAUGUGGGAAGAAGUAUUGAACUUGUUUACACUCCCAUGCGCAAAGAUGGAGUCAAAGGGAAUCCUAGGAGCAUACUAUCUGAUGAGGUUUCUCCUGCGGAUCCGGUCGGUUUGGACCUAGUCAUUCCUGAUUGCUAUGAGAACCAGGAGGUUGUUCCACAGAAAACAUACUUUGGUGGACAGGAAGGUGUUGGAGAGUAUAUUUGGUAUAGAACAAAGACUAUGCUAAAUGGGUUGGCAUUUACAGAUAUAUCUAGUUCUUCUGAAGAUGUUGUUAUCUGUGGUCAAACAUUCACAUAUACUCCAUCACUUGAAGAUGUGGGUGCUUAUUUAGCAUUACAUUGGCUACCCACUCGUGUUGAUGGCAGAUCUGGAAAGCCACUAGUUGCAAUUUCCAACUCACCAGUUAACCCAGCACCUCCCGUAGUUUCUAGCGUUCGUGUGGAGAAGCUGGCUUCAGGGAUAUAUUCUGGAGAGGGAGAAUAUUCUGGUGGAUAUGAGGGAUCAAGCCUUUUUAGUUGGUACAGAGAAACUAAUGAUGGAACAAUCAUUCUCAUCAAUGGGGCUAAUUCUAAAACUUAUGAGGUCACUGAUGCAGAUUACAACAGCCGUUUGUUAUUCGGGUACACACCAGUUCGUUCAGAUUCAGUUGUUGGAGAACUUAGGCUGUCUGAACCAACUGAAAUUGUUCUCCCUGAGCUUCCAAUGGUAGAGAUGCUUGCUCUCACUGGAAAGGCAAUAGAAGGUGAUGUGCUAACUGCAGUUGAAGUGAUUCCAAAAAGUGAAAUCCAACAAUGUGUUUGGAGCAAGUACAAGAAAGAUGUCCGCUACCAAUGGUUCUUUUCAUCAGAAACAGAGGAUAGAAAAUCCUUUGAGCCUUUACCUUCACAACGCUCCUGCUCUUUCAGAGUUCGCUUUGAGGACAUUGGUAGGUGUUUAAAAUGUGAAUGUAUUGUGACGGAUGUAUUUGGAAGGUCAAGUGAGCCAGCAUAUGCUGAGACUGCUCCUGUAUUACCAGGGAUUCCUAGAAUUGAUAAGCUAGAAAUUGAAGGAAGGGGCUUUCACACCAAUUUAUAUGCUGUACGUGGCACUUAUACUGGAGGAAAAGAAGGAAAAAGUAAAAUUCAGUGGCUUAGGUCAAUGGUUGGCAGUCCUGAUCUUAUCUCCAUACCAGGUGAAACAGGGAGGAUGUACGAAGCUAAUGUUGAUGAUGUGGGAUACAGGUUGGUUGCUAUUUAUACACCAAUAAGAGAGGAUGGCAUUGAGGGGCAGCCUAUUUCUGCAUCAACAGAGCCAAUUGCAGUUGAGCCUGAUGUUUAUAAAGAAGUGAAACAGAAACUUGAUCUUGGAUCUGUAAAGUUUGAGGUCUUAUGUGAUAAGUACCGCAAUCCAAAAAAGGUUCCAGGAGAAGGAUGUCUUGAGAGAAGAAUCCUGGAAAUUAAUAGAAAACGAGUCAAGGUCGUGAAGCCUGGUUCAAAGACUUCUUUUCCUACUACCGAAAUUCGUGGAACCUAUGCUCCUCCUUUUCAUGUGGAGCUUUUCCGCAAUGACCAACGUCGACUUAGGAUUGUUGUGGACAGCGAGAAUGAGGUAGACCUCAUGGUGCAUUCACGACAUCUGCGGGAUAUUAUCGUUCUUGUGAUCCGUGGUCUUGCUCAGCGGUUUAACAGUACAUCUCUCAAUUCUCUCCUCAAGAUAGAGACAUAAAUUUGGUUAGAAAAUGUAAACACAUCAAAAAGUAUUUGACCGUAGGUGUUUUAGGUCUGUCUCAAAAAGCAUUCCCUUUUUUUUCUUUUUUUUUUUUUGCGGUGUCAUUGCCAUCUUAACGAUUUCUGCAUGCAACCAAUCUUGUGCAUUGUUCCGUGUUCAAAAGCAUUGGCCGCUGUGGUGUUUCGCUUUGUGUAUAUCAUUAUUUGAAUGAUAAUAUUUGUAAUCUAUUUGCAAGAUUUUAGUUUGUCCUUUGAUAAGUUCUCCUCUGUAAGCUUAUGCUGCAGAGGAAAAGUAGUUGGCGAGAAGGCCUAUUCGAGGAAGGAUAAAAUUUUUAACAUGUUAAAGAGGCCAUGAUUAUCAUGAUACAGCAAGAAAAAACUCCCUUGGGUUCUAAAACCUCGUCCAACAACAUUGCUUGAAAACCCUGAUGGAUUCAACAUGAUCGAUUCAAUUGGAUAUACUAUUAAGUUAUGAUAUGGUUCUGACUACCAACCGGUAUACCCCCCUGAAGUGCAAGGAAAACAAAACGUAAAAGUGCUCUUCUUGGCGAGGACCGUUAUAGGUUGAGAUUUCUCUAUAUAUGCAUUCCACAUUCGGAAGAGACUUCACUAUAGCACAAAACCGAGAGCAGUGCAGUUAGACCUGAAUAUAUUCCUAGCGGCUUAACAACUAAGGACAAGUAUUGCAGCAAGCAAGCACCCAUUACUGAACCAAGUCAUGUCCCACCAAGUCAGAGUUUUCCUCAUUUCAUGCUGGCUACGAGGAACGAGCCAGUAGACGGUCAUAAGUGUAGAUAUUGUGUCAGACAAAGCAUUGACUUAGCUUGUCCAGCUAUGAAAUGACUGUUGUGGUAAUAAAUCUUGUUUGGUGGAACCACAUCCCCUCAUUUUAAGCCCGUUAUCAUUGCCACCAACAUCACUUUCAAUCGCCAUUAGCACUCUGAAAUGGUAAAAUAUAUCAUUAUUGAGGAAUUAAAACGACC
Durio zibethinus is the source of this 6924-nucleotide messenger RNA. Lineage: Eukaryota; Viridiplantae; Streptophyta; Magnoliopsida; Malvales; Malvaceae. The record is from RefSeq and is a predicted model, not a curated record.